ACCAGUUCUUCUGGAGAAAUCCAGAUGGCUUCCAUCCACUUUGGCGCUGAGCGCUACCCUCUCUCCUCUCUUUCUCUUUCUUGCAGCUCGAUUCUUCUCUUCCAGGUUUUCUUGCGGCGAUGGCGUGCCUGGCCGUGGACAAUGCGUGGUGCCAUCGGUUCGAGGCCUCCAUCCCCGAAGCUCGGAGCGAUUUGAGCUCUCGGAUUGCGUUUCCAGCGUCGCGCCAGAGGAGAUUCCUCAAGUGUCGCAGUCGACCACGUCGAUCACAGUGGCUUCUCAAGGCCUCCGGGUCGGACGAUAAGUCAAAUUCCACUCCCAGUGGCACCAAGACUGCUGACAAGGAGGAAGAGAAAGCUUCGGAUUCGCAAGAAAAGCAGGAGGAGCAGCCACAGGAGAUCAAGCAAGAGAUUGAUUGGAAACAAGACGAGGAUUUCAAGAAGUUCAUGGGAAAUCCUUCCAUCGAGGCAGCGUUGAAGCUGGAGAAGAAGAGAGCCGAGCAAAGACUCAAGGAGCUAAACAACGAGCAGGGUGGCAACGUUUUCACGGGCCUGAUACAAAACAUAUCACGAAGUAUCGUCCAAAGAGAAAAGGAUAGGCUGGAGCAAGUCGAGCAGAAAUUCAAGGCACUGGAUCUUGGCAAGUUGAAAAGCUGCUUUGGAUACGAUACAUUCUAUGCGACCGAUGUUCGCCGCUUUGGAGACGGUGGAAUUUACAUUGGAAACUUGAGAAAGCCAAUCGAUGAAGUGAUCCCAGUAUUGAAAGAAAGGCUGGCCAAUGCCGCUGGAAGGGAAGUGACGAUCUGGUUCAUGGAAGAGGAGGAUCGGGAAGGCAACGACAUAAAAAAACAAGUUUGUGUCGUUCAGCCCAAGGAGGAAAUCGACCUUCAAUAUGAGCUUUCUUCACUGAACAAUGUUGCGGGGUACAUCAGCGCUUUGCUCCUCGGAGUCACAACUCUGGGAACAAUCUCGCUGACGAGUGGUUUUUUCUUGACACCAAACGCCACCUUUGACGAUUAUAUCGCUCGAGUUCUACCUCUUUUUGGUGGAUUUAUCACCAUUCUCGGUGUCUCAGAGGCUGCUACACGGCUUACUGCGAACAAGUAUGGCGUUCGUCUCAGCCCAUCAUUUUUAAUUCCUUCGACAUGGACUGGAUGCCUCGGCGUUGUAAACAACUACGAGUCCACACUUCCCAGCAAGAAAGCACUCUUCGACAUUGCUGCUGCUAGAAUAACCAGUGCCUACGUUACGUCUUUUCUUCUUGCUGCAAUUGCGUUUUACCUCGAUCAAAGCCUCAACGGUGGUGAUAACGCUCUGUAUAUAAGGCCGCAGUUCUUCUUCAAUAAUCCUCUACUCUCCUUCAUCCAGUACGUGACUGGGCCUUACACCGACGAACUUGGAAACGUUCUUCCUCAAGCAGUGCCAGGUCUUGGUGUUCCGGUCGAUCCAUUAGCGUUUGCUGGCCUCCUUGGAAUCGUGGUGACAUCCAUGAAUCUCCUGCCCUGCGGGAGACUCGAAGGUGGCCGAAUCGCCCAAGCUCUCUACGGCAGGAGAGUGGCAAACAUUCUCUCUUUCUUCACAUCUCUAGCUCUCGGGGUUGGAGGCGUCACUGGGAGCGUGCUAAGCUUGACGUGGGGUUUCGUGGCUACGUUUUUCCGCGGCGGGGAGGAGCUCCCGGCUGAGGAUGAGAUCACACCAGUUGGAACGAGCCGCUACAUCUGGGGGUACGCUCUUGCAGUGUUUUGUUUGCUCACGCUCUUUCCAAACAGCGCUGGAACUUUUCCCAGUGUUCUUUACACCCCACCAUUCUUUAGGGGCGAUGGUGGUUUCUAAGCUAAAAAACAAAUUUUGAUUAUUAAAAGCCAUAAACCAGCACCAUCUGCUAUAUUCUCUCAGAUGGAUUUGUAUA
This is a messenger RNA of Selaginella moellendorffii, 1905 nucleotides long. Its product is annotated as probable zinc metallopeptidase EGY3, chloroplastic. NCBI's taxonomy places the organism in Eukaryota, Viridiplantae, Streptophyta, Lycopodiopsida, Selaginellales, Selaginellaceae. The transcript has 8 exons. Gene Ontology annotation, biological process: proteolysis. The record is from RefSeq and is a predicted model, not a curated record. Bases 120 to 1829 code for a protein of 569 amino acids.